Messenger RNA from Parasteatoda tepidariorum (common house spider), 979 nucleotides. The record is from RefSeq and is a predicted model, not a curated record. Lineage: Eukaryota; Metazoa; Arthropoda; Arachnida; Araneae; Theridiidae.
UUGAACCAAUAAAAUAAAAGGGACAUCGAUAUUUAUUUAAGCAAAUUAGCUUACUAUAAAUAUAAGUCGUUAUCGAGGUUUCAAGACUUUCCACAGGCACUUCGCAAAAACUUCAAAAAUGAUUCCUACAAUUUUAGCUGUGUUAACUAUUCUCUGUUCUGUUGGUGUAAACUUGGGAGAUGAAACUCAACAGCAAGUACACCAUCACAAAGUCACUGGUCAACCAACUCACGUAACUCAUGUUCACCGUUACACACAUCAACAAGCUGGACAAGGCAAUGGAGGACAAACACUUCAAGGAGGCGGAGGUGAAGGAACACAAGGCACACCUCAACAGCACAUGCGUGUUCACAGAGUCACUGGUCAACAAGUAACUCGUGUUCAUAGGGUCACAGGUGCCUUGCAACAGCAUCAACAUCAGCAAAAAACUCAAGGUCCAACUUCGUCAGGUCCAUCUUCUGAAAUAUACGAAGUAACGUCUGAAGUAAUAUCUGGAGUUCCAACAUCAUCAGAAAUAUACGAAGUAUUAUCUUCUGUAAUAUCUGGAGCCCCAACAUCUUCUGUAAUUUAUGAAGAAAUAUCUGAAGUAAUAUCUGGAGUUCCAACAUCUUCACAAAUCUAUGAAGUAUUAUCUGGAAGUCCAUCAUCUUCAGAAAUCUAUGAACUAUUAUCUGGAUCAGGACCAGCAGUAUCUCAAUUAUCAGAGGAUAUUUACGAAUUAUUAUCUGGAGGACCAUCAUCUGGAGGACCUUCAUCUGGAGGCUCUUCUGUAGAAAUAUCUCAAGUUGCAAAACCUGCAAUUCUGGGGGCCAAAGGACAAACUUCACAAGUUGCUCCUGAACUGAGAUCAAAUUAUGAUGCUUCUCUGAAAAAUGGUGGAUACAGUUUUGAAGGAGCUUUUGGAGUUAAUCAAAGACGCAGAUGCGAUCGUGGACUCAUUGAUAGAGCAGCUACUGGAAGUAAGUUUAAAGAAAUUUAG